This is a messenger RNA of Rhododendron vialii, 528 nucleotides long. Its product is annotated as putative disease resistance RPP13-like protein 1. The record is from RefSeq and is a predicted model, not a curated record. Gene Ontology annotation, molecular function: ADP binding. Gene Ontology annotation, biological process: defense response to other organism. Bases 1 to 528 code for a protein of 175 amino acids. NCBI's taxonomy places the organism in Eukaryota, Viridiplantae, Streptophyta, Magnoliopsida, Ericales, Ericaceae. The transcript has 2 exons.
AUGAUUGCUGGACCCAAUAAAUAUCACUUCCUAAAGGAACUAUCUGAGGACGAUUGUUGGUUAGUGUUUGCACAACAUGCAUUUGAGGAUAGAAGUAUGGAUGCAAAUCCAAAUUUGGUUGGUCAAAAAAUUAUCGGAAACUGUAAAGGCUUGCCUUUGGCUGCUAGGACACUCGGUGGCCUCCUACGGUGUAAAUUGACUGAGUAUGAAUGGGAUGGAGUGUUGAACAGUAAAAUAUGGGAGUUAUCAGAAGAGAGAAGUCAUAUCCUUCUGGCUUUGAGAUUAAGUUACUAUCACCUCCCUUCACAUUUGAAGAAGUGUUUUGCAUAUUGUUCCAUAUUGCCAAAGGAUGACGAGUUUGAGGAGAAAGAACUAGUUUUCUUGUGGAUGGCAGAAGGCUUAAUUCCAAAGAAAACUGGACAAAAGCAAAUGGAAGAUCUUGGGUGUGAGUACUUCAAAGAAUUGUUAUCGAGGCUGGAGGAUAAGUUGAAAGAGAGUGAUGGAGAUGAAAGUAUCAACAAGGCUUGA